GCGCAUCCCAUUCGACCCUUCGAAAUCAUCAAACGCUUGUUUUUGAGAGACACCUUCAAAUAUGAAUGAGACCGGUCUGUUAGUUAGAGCGAUUCAAACAUUUGUACCCGAGCCGUGCUAUACGAAAACAUUUGUAGAUUUUAACUUUUUUGAUGUUGAAUGCUUCAAGAUAGUGUUGAGCAAAUGUCUUGGAUAUUCCAUCAUCCUGGGAUCAGUUCUAGUAAAGCUUCCACAAAUCAUAAAGAUUAUUAAAGGCAAAAGUGGCGAGGGUAUCAGCUUCUUUGGUCAGUUGUUUGAGUUAAUUGGUAUAUCAGCUAAUGCAUCUUAUGGCUUCCAACAUGGAUUCCCAUUCAGUUCAUAUGGAGAAGGUAUAUUUUUGGGUCUACAAACCACUGCUGUCCUGUUUUUUGUCCUAUUCUUUGGUGGAAAUAUACUGGGUGCAUUCCUGUUUGUAGGAAUAUAUGGAGGAAUUAUGGCAUACCUACUUUCUCCAAUGGUUUCCAUGUCCCUAUUAGCAGCUAUACAAACAGUGAACAUUGCCGUAGUCAUGGCUGGUAAGCUUCUGCAGGCUCUAGCCAAUUACAGAAAUGGAAGUACAGGGCAGCUAUCAGCAAUUACAGUUGGUCUUAUAUUCGGGGGAUCAGUAAUUAGAAUUUUCACAUCAAUACAAGAAACAGGGGACCAGCUCGUAGUUAUAACAUAUAUGUGUGCAGCAACAUGCAAUGCCAUUUUAGUAGGUCAAAUGAUUUAUUAUGCAAGCAAGAAGAAACAGGAAUAAGUUACGGAUGUUUUUAUUAGGAGAAUUGUUUCAAUUUAGUAUUUAAUGAACUUGAUAGUAAUAGAUUUAGGUAGUAUAUUGAUUAUAAAUUUAUGAAAUUUAGUAAGAUUUGCUUCUUUUUGUUCCAACUUAAGUGAUUCAUAAGAAUUUUUUAACAUAUAUUAGGU
This is a messenger RNA of Ruditapes philippinarum (Manila clam), 945 nucleotides long. Its product is annotated as mannose-P-dolichol utilization defect 1 protein homolog. Lineage: Eukaryota; Metazoa; Mollusca; Bivalvia; Venerida; Veneridae. The record is from RefSeq and is a predicted model, not a curated record. Bases 62 to 778 code for a protein of 238 amino acids. Gene Ontology annotation, biological process: oligosaccharide biosynthetic process. The transcript has 5 exons.